CUCCUCCUUACCCCCCCCUCCCUGUCCGGUCCGGGUUCGCUUGCCUCGUCAGCGUCCGCGUUUUUCCUGGGCCCCCCCCAACCCCCCCGGACAGGACCCCCUUGAGCUCGUCCCUCAGCUGCCACCAUGAGCGACCAAGAUCACUCCAUGGAUGAAAUGACGGCAGUGGUGAAGAUUGAGAAAGGAGUUGGUGGCAAUAAUGGGGGCAGUGGUAAUGGUGGUGGUGCCUUUUCUCAGACUCGAAGCAGCAGCACAGGCAGCAGCAGCAGUGGAGGAGGAGGAGGACAGGAAUCCCAGCCAUCCCCUUUGGCUCUGCUGGCAGCAACCUGCAGCAGAAUUGAGUCACCCAAUGAGAACAGCAACAACUCCCAGGGUCCAAGCCAGUCAGGGGGCACAGGUGAACUUGACCUCACAGCCACACAACUUUCACAGGGUGCCAAUGGCUGGCAGAUCAUCUCUUCCUCCUCUGGGGCUACUCCUACCUCAAAGGAACAGAGUGGCAACAGUACCAAUGGCAGCAAUGGCAGUGAGUCUUCCAAGAAUCGCACAGUCUCCAGUGGGCAGUAUGUCGUGGCUGCCACUCCCAACUUACAGAAUCAGCAAGUUCUCACAGGUCUACCAGGAGUGAUGCCUAACAUUCAGUAUCAAGUAAUCCCCCAGUUCCAGACGGUUGAUGGGCAACAGCUGCAGUUUGCUGCUACAACUGGGGCUCAAGUGCAGCAGGAUGGUUCUGGUCAAAUACAGAUUAUACCAGGUGCAAAUCAACAAAUCAUCACAAAUCGAGGAAGUGGAGGCAACAUCAUUGCUGCUAUGCCAAACCUUCUCCAGCAGGCUGUUCCUCUCCAAGGCCUGACUAAUAAUGUGCUCUCAGGACAGACCCAAUAUGUGACCAAUGUACCAGUGGCCCUGAAUGGGAACAUCACCUUGCUACCUGUCAACAGCGUUUCUGCAGCUACCUUGACUCCCAGCUCUCAGGCAGUCACGAUCAGCAGCUCUGGAUCCCAAGAGAGCAGCUCACAGCCAGUCACCUCAGGGACUGCCAUUAGUUCUACCAGUUUGGUGUCAUCGCAAGCCAGUUCCAGCUCCUUUUUUACCAAUGCCAAUAGCUACUCAACAACUACUACCACCAGCAACAUGGGAAUUAUGAACUUUACCACCAGUGGAUCAUCAGGGACCACCUCUCAGAGCCAGACACCACAGAGAGUCAGUGGGCUACAGGGUUCUGAUGCUCUGAACAUCCAGCAGAACCAAACAUCUGGAAGUUCACUGCAAACACCUCAGCAGAAAGAAGGAGAGCAAAACCAGCAGACACAGCAACAACAGAUUCUUAUUCAGCCUCAGCUAGUUCAAGGGGGACAGGCUCUUCAGGCCCUCCAAGCAGCGCCAUUGUCAGGACAGACCUUUACAACUCAAGCUAUUUCCCAGGAAACUCUCCAGAAUCUCCAGCUUCAGGCUGUUCCAAAUUCUGGCCCCAUCAUCAUCCGGACACCAACAGUGGGACCUAAUGGACAAGUCAGUUGGCAGACUCUUCAGCUGCAGAACCUCCAAGUUCAGAACCCACAGGCCCAGACAAUCACCUUAGCCCCAAUGCAGGGUGUUUCUUUGGGACAGACUAGCAGCAGCAACACCACCCUUACACCCAUUGCCUCAGCUGCCUCCAUCCCUGCUGGCACAGUCACUGUGAAUGCUGCUCAACUGUCCUCUGUGCCCGGCCUCCAGACCAUUAACCUCAGUGCUUUGAGUACGUCAGGGAUUCAGGUGCACCAGCUUCCAGGUCUGCCGUUGGCUAUAGCCAAUGCCCCAGGUGAUCAUGGAGCUCAGCUUGGCCUCCCUGGGGCUGGUGGAGAUGGACUACAUGAUGACACAGCAGGUGGAGAAGAAGGAGAGAACAGCCCAGAUCCCCAACCCCAAGCUGGUCGGAGGACCCGUCGGGAAGCAUGCACCUGUCCUUACUGUAAAGACAGUGAAGGAAGGGGCUCUGGGGAUCCUGGCAAAAAGAAACAACACAUUUGCCAUAUCCAAGGCUGUGGCAAAGUAUAUGGCAAGACUUCACACCUACGGGCACACUUGCGCUGGCAUACAGGCGAGAGGCCAUUUAUGUGUACCUGGUCAUACUGUGGGAAACGCUUUACACGUUCAGAUGAGCUACAGAGACACAAACGAACACACACAGGUGAGAAGAAAUUUGCCUGCCCUGAGUGUCCUAAGCGCUUCAUGAGAAGUGAUCACCUGUCAAAGCAUAUCAAGACUCAUCAGAAUAAGAAGGGAGGCCCAGGUGUAGCCCUGAGUGUGGGCACUUUGCCCCUGGACAGUGGGGCAGGUUCAGAAGGCAGCGGCACUGCCACCCCUUCAGCCCUUAUUGCAACCAAUAUGGUAGCCAUGGAGGCCAUCUGUCCAGAGGGUAUUGCCCGUCUUGCCAACAGUGGUAUCAACGUUAUGCAGGUGGCGGAUCUGCAGUCUAUAAAUAUCAGUGGCAAUGGCUUCUGAGAUUAGACAUCUGCAUCCAGGGCCAGGGACACAUGGGCCAAUACCCAUCAAUCCCCCGGAUGCAAGAUAUGGGUCCAAAAGACAUGUGGGAGAGAGAGCCAUGAGGCAUUAAAAUGCAUGGCGGGAAGGAUUGGGGGAGGGAUACAAGAGAAGUGAUGGGGGUCCUAGUACCCACAUAUAUCAUCAGUGCCUCCUUGAAAGUGGGAAACAUAACUGAAAAUUCUGUUGGUGCCACCCUUUGAUGAGCAUUUGUUUGAUCCCAGUUUCUUCUUACACUUCUUACCCCAGCCUCCCUCCCUGCGUUUCCCCUUCUCAGCUCUCCCAUGAUGGAUUUCCCCCCCUUUCCUAAAGCCAUCAUGCCUUGAUAAAUAUAUAUGAUCACUGAAAUACUUUUUAACAAAAACAGAUUCUAUAUUAUAUAUAUAUAAAUAUAUAAAGAUAUAUAGAAAUGCAUUCACAGGGGUUGGCUGGGAGGAGGAAGGAGACCGUUCUGUGACCAAAAUACCUUGGUCAUUUUUUUUUUAUAUAUAUAUAUAUAUUGCCUUAUUUCCCUAUGGCUGAGCCUUGUUGUGACACAUCAAGCUUUUCUGUAGAUGUUGUCUUGGCUUCCCACCAGAGUGAGCAUUCAUAUGCUCUGCUUUUAGUUUAUAUAUACAUACAUAAUGUGUUUUCUUUCUUAAUUUUGUCUUUAUUUGGGGAUCAGCUUCUUGCACUCCUUUCCUGACUCAAUCCCUCUGUUUCCCCUUCUCUUACCUGAUCACUUCAUGUUUUGGUUUUGAAUAGUGAUCUCUGGACUAGGCACUUCUGUCAAUCUUUUAAAGGCCUUAGCCCCAACAGCAGAAUCUUGAAACCCACCCAGUCUGAUGCUUGAGGUAGCUGUGAAGGGAGUGUGCAAAUUAUUGCUGACGCAGGCACCUUCUUUGUGCUGGAGAGUCAAAAAAAAAAAAAAAUCUCCCUUUAUUAGUUGGCUCUAAGCAUCAGGAAUCACAGGUUUUUCUGUGGAAUUGCAUAAAAGUCUGUUUGAAGGAAAUAGUCCGAGAUUAGUUUGUAUGAACUAUCAAAGAGAAAAAAGUCAUGUAAUAGGCAAAGACUUCAGCAAGGGAAGAGACGUGUUCAGAAGAGGAAGUGACACAUAAUAGUAGGGUUUAGGAAGUGGAACAUUUGGACUUUAGUACCAUUGAUUUCCAAGGAAACUCUAAGCCUUGAUAUAUGGGCUUCUGAGUUCACAUUUUGAAAGAAGGUAUACUCCCUCUUUUGAACAUCUCUGGUAGUUUCUUUCCCAGUAUGUUUAGGAGUUUUAGCCAAUAAAUUUAGUCUGGGUUUCCAUUCUGCAGAAUUUGAGGGCAUAUGCCAGUGGCAAGACAGUGGUUCUGAUGAUUCUCUCCCCCCCCUCUCCCCCUUAACUCUUACGUACUUGGAUAGAUCUUAAAGGAAAAGGAAGCGCAGGAUCAUGAGAAUGAUAGCCCAGAACAAAAAGAAAUCUUGUCUUACCACUGGUUUAUCAGAAAGAUUAGGAGAUAGCAUCCUGCUUUCUCCAUGGCCUGAUUCCAGAAGAUACUGACCUAGAAAUUAUAGCGGCAGGGAAUUCAGUGCAUUUGGCACUGAGAUUUAAACUCAACCAGAAUUGUCCUCAAGGACCAGCCAUUAAAGCAUUGUCUCUCUUGACCUUGUGGUAUCUUGUCAGAGAGCUUUUCACUGUGAGGAAGUAUGGAAAUGGCUGUGUGUAUGUGUGUAAUCUGCUAGGUUGGGGAUAGGUUUUCUGUUAGUCCAUAUUAAAAGACCUGCAAUAAAAAAAAUUACCCUGAUCUGAUAGAAAAAGUGAAGUAUUUGUGUAUGAAUGUGUGUGUGAAUGUAUGUUUGUGCCUGUAUAUAUCUACAUACAGAUGAGAAAUUAUAUUUGAAAUUGUUGGAAAAUAAAUCAAAUUCAGAUCAAAAUGCCUUUCAGGCCCAUUACCUAGAAAUGUAUCUUUAAAAACUUGGGUAUGUUCCUGAGGUCAUUUCUCUGCUUAUCCUAAAUCAGUUAAAAUUAUGAGUGGGGGAUAUUCUAUUGCACUUUCUAAAGAAGAAUCUAUUUUUGUGCUGGAACAUGAAACCAACAACCAGAUUUAUAGCAGAGUCCUUAUUCUGUCUUUUUUAUCUUUACUACAAAUAGAUGAUGCUGUGAUUCUACUAUACAUUUUAUAUAAAAUCCAUCUAAAUUAGACUUUGGGUAAAUUUGUAUUGUUAACCUGAAAUAUAGCUGUUAGUAAUAUAAACAAUAGUUUAUUCCAUUCAAUUCUUUCUCUGUAGACUCAAUUCUGUUGUCAACACUUGGAAACUGUUGUAAGGAACUUUCCCCAAAUAACAUUAAUACUGAAGUAAACGUCAUCUAUACCCGGCCACCAUCACACCCUUUAUUCCCACUUAAUUCUUCUCACUGAAUGGCAGAACUCAGACUCUUGUUUUAUGUCUGUAAUCAUGUACUUUGGCAUCUUUUGGAAAAAGAAGCUGGAUAACUCAAUAGAGUGUGCAGUAUUUUGCAAAUGCAUUUCAAAGAAUAGAAUCUUCGCCAGUAUGAAAUUGUUAGAUGUUUAGCUAGAUAAAGCUGAGGGCUACAAGCUUUUUAGAUAGUUAUUUGGUGGUGCUUCUCUCUUGGGUGAAAAGCUGCUGAUUUACCCUCUGUACCCUCUUCAUUAAUAUUACCAUAAGUGAAUUUACACUCUAUUCACUUAUUUCCUUUUCAGCAAGGAUGCUCCAGAUCCAGUAUCUUGUUUGGCCCCUAAAAUGGAAGUAACUUCUGUUUCUGUCUUCCAGCAACAGUGGUCACCUCAUUUUUUUCCAUAGGGACUUAAUUGGUGACAUUCCCUGACUCAGGAGCUCAUUAUAGAAAAUCUCCUUUCCCUGAACUUAGUUUCACUGAAAUUAAUGUAUCUGACAUGCAUUUUGACUGAAAUUUUUUCAUGAGUGUUUAAAUUUUUUUUAAUGACCAAACAUAACAGGGUGGGGAAUGAUGAGAGGCAUAGAAUAUUCUUCAUUCCCUUCUCCUUUCAGCUUUCCCAUUCAUGUUCAUUUGCAUAUUAUUUGACUAUCUCACUUUUUACCCAGAGGAAAUAACAACUCACACCAUCUUCCUUUCAGGGACCUUCUAGCUGGCAAUCUGUGGGUGCUAUACAGAAUGCAAUUUAGUGGAUAUUUCUUAGUCUGGUUUUAGAAUAAGUAGAACUUUAAAUCCCAAAAAAUCUAGGCUGAAGUAUAGGGUGAAGAUUAUGAUUGUGGAGGGUUAGAGACAAAAGCUGUAAAUUACUAUGGCUGAUUUAUUUCUACUAUAUACAUAUAUAUAUAUUUUUUGCUUUUGUAUAUUCCUAUAUAGGGACUAAGCAUUGUAUUUUUUUAACAAAUCUGAGAAAGCACUAUGACUGCAGGUGUUUGACUUUCAGAAUAUAUUUUGUAUUGUUAAUACCUUCACAUUGUAUGAAUACUGGAAGCUGCAGAUCUUUGCUAGACGCAAUAAAUGUAUAUACUUUUUAAGGGGUUCUUUUUGGGGUUCUAAUCAGGCCCCUGUUAUGCUUUGUGGGAUUUCUGGUGCUACAUGAUUAAAGUUUUCAUUCAAUUGUAAGUACCCUGAUGCCCUUUGGACAUUGUGAUCAGAUUGUAGAUCAGGUACCAAGGAAAUGGGGACAAUUAGCUGCCUCAGAGUAAGGGCCCCUUUGCCUAGGUCUCCUUCCCCUUAGACAAAAGCUGGGUAGACUCAGGUUGGGAGGAGAAACAUGAAAUCUCAUAGUUUAAUCUUCCCUUAGAAGAGAGCCAGUAACUUGUACGAGGAUGAAAGGUGGUAGCAGAAGCUUUGGGGAAAGAGGAGGAUAUGGCACUUCUCCAACCCCGGAAAACAUUGCUUUUGAAAAUUGCUGAUAAAAUAUGGGCAGGUUAUUACUUUAGUUUGGGAGACUGUUCUCUCUGGUGCCUCUCUUGGCUCUUUUCCGGGGAUACAGACCUCUUCUAGGAGGAUGAGAGACCAGCUUUGAGGUUGACCUGUUUCUUUUCUUUGUCUGCCUUCCUUAAGUACCAUCCCCCAAGAAGACAUUAAGCAGCCUUAAGCUUAAAUUCCUACUCCCUCUUCCAGACUUGGCUCACUUGCCUUAGACUGAAGACUGGAAAAGGAAAAGAAGAGGAGUCCUUGGCUUUGUUCCUCCCCUAAAUUCUUUUCCACUCUGACUUUCCUAAGCCCAAAGAGAUUUCCCCACAACACAAGAGAAAAAUGGAUCCUUUUUUCUUGUUUGCCCCUUAUUAUAAACCAGCCCAACCUUCUUCCUUAUCUUGGUUAAGAGUUUGCUUCCCUUAGUCGAAGCUCAGUAAAAGAGCCCAACUAACAGGAUUAGGGUGGGUUUGUAAAUAAUGAGAAUUUAGUAUGUCCUUUGGGUAUCAAAGGGUAUUACCUUCAGGAAUCACAACUGUGCCUUCUCUACAGGGGCAGGGACCCCAUCUAUUCAGCUAUUUUAGUAACAUCUCUUGAACAAUGUGGGUAAGGGCAGCUCUUCAUAUCUCUGAUUAUCCUUUUUUGCCCAGUGACAUCCCAUAACCCUUAUCUAAAGUCUAGAACACAAAGACUUUGGGAAAAAUAUGCUGAGCUGGGCCUGGGGAGACCCAUUCUACACAUACCUAUGGCAGCUGCCCUAGGACCUUGCUCCUCCUGCCUAAGUCCAUCACCCUCCUGGGACUCUGGGGAGUAGUGCUCCAAUCUCUGGUGCCUAGAACAAGUCUCUUUCUUAACACUGGCAAUAACCAGUCCCCAUACUUCUGUUGCCUUUAAGCCUCUUAAUAAUCUCAUACUGUGCUUGUUGAUUCCAAUCUAUCACCAGGGCUGUAUGGGUAAAUACUUUUUAGAAGCUAUUCCAUCUUGCUCUUUUUCCCCCUUUGUGUGUGUGUGUGUGUGAGAGAGAGAGAGAGAGAGAGAGAGAAAUGCUAAUCUCUUGUCUUUCAGUUUAUUCCUGCUCCUUUUGUGUCUUCCUUUCUUGUUUCCUUCCUUUUGUCUCUGGGUAUUUGGGGGCUCUUUUUCUUUUUCUCUCUCUUUUUUUUUUGCCUUUUGUACAAAGAUUAGUUUCAAUGUAGUUUGUAGCUUCUUUGUAAACCAAUUAAAAAAGUUUUUUUAAUAAAA
Dipodomys spectabilis (banner-tailed kangaroo rat) is the source of this 7618-nucleotide messenger RNA. RefSeq names its product Sp1 transcription factor (gene Sp1). The coding region runs from base 127 to 2487 and encodes 786 amino acids. The record is from RefSeq and is a predicted model, not a curated record. Lineage: Eukaryota; Metazoa; Chordata; Mammalia; Rodentia; Heteromyidae. The transcript has 6 exons. Gene Ontology annotation, molecular function: DNA-binding transcription factor activity, RNA polymerase II-specific; RNA polymerase II cis-regulatory region sequence-specific DNA binding. Gene Ontology annotation, biological process: regulation of transcription by RNA polymerase II.